Messenger RNA from Striga hermonthica, 843 nucleotides. The record is from the annotation of a GenBank genome assembly. NCBI's taxonomy places the organism in Eukaryota, Viridiplantae, Streptophyta, Magnoliopsida, Lamiales, Orobanchaceae.
AUGGGCAAAGUAUCUCCAAAUGACCGGCAACCAAGAAGUGGGAGACAAAAGAGGCGGAUAAGGAAUUCAAAAGGCAAGUAUUUGAAACCUGGUGCCCUUGCCCAGCUACGAAAUACCAAGGCAUCAGCGUCUAAAUCUUGUACGGAUUUGGGAAAGAAAAGAGUCGAGCUUUUAAAUGCCAAGCAGGCUGAAGAUGCACGUCCUGAGAUUCCUCAAGUAAAAAACACAGAUGUUAUUCCAACCACACCUUUUUCUCCUGUAAGGUUCCAGUUUGCACCUUUAUGUGGGCCCGCCGAGCUGUUCAGCCCGGUUAAUUUACAGAGCACCCCCAGGACUCCUUAUGCCGGACAAUCCGAGUGCGAGUCGAGGCUUGAAUCUCUCCCGAUGGAUUUACUGGUGAAAAUUCUUUGUCACCUGCACCAUGAUCAACUAAGAGCAGUUUUCCAUGUCUCACAGAAAAUUAGAAAAGCAGUUGUGAUAGCAAGACAAUUCCACUUCAAUUAUACCACACCAGAUAGAUCAAGGCAAGAGAUGCUGAAUACAGUUACUCCACUCCCAACUGAUCACUGGCCUUUCAUGAGCAAGAGAAAUGGAAAAGGGUUGUCGAUUGUCAGCCCCCACACACCAAAGGCACCUAAACAUGGUCCCCGGCCACCCUCUCGUUUGAAGUUCACCGAGAUGCGGCAGAUUGCUGCAGUUCUUUUCCAGGAGUCUUCAUAUUCUUCCAGGUGUUUUGUGCCGUCAGUUUUGCAAAAGCCCCUCUGCAAAUCGUUGGGUUCCAACAGAGUCCUAUUCUAUGAGGAUGAGCUUUGCCAGGCUGUUGCUCAGAACAAACUCCGUUGA